Messenger RNA from Penaeus chinensis, 2781 nucleotides. RefSeq names its product receptor-type tyrosine-protein phosphatase alpha-like. The record is from RefSeq and is a predicted model, not a curated record. Lineage: Eukaryota; Metazoa; Arthropoda; Malacostraca; Decapoda; Penaeidae. Bases 60 to 2621 code for a protein of 853 amino acids. Gene Ontology annotation, molecular function: protein tyrosine phosphatase activity. The transcript is spliced from 17 exons. Gene Ontology annotation, biological process: protein dephosphorylation.
UUUCUCUCUCUCUCUUUAUCUGCCAUCAGUUCACGGGACUAACGGAGGGCAAGCUGUACAUGGUGGAGACCUGGUGCUGUAAUUCCAAGUACUGUGGCGAGAAGACCCUCAGUCAGGUGGCCACCACACCUUCGCCACCCACCUUGUCUGCCGCGCCUACUGUCCUGGAGUCGAGUAAUACGACCAUCACCCUUGCUCUCCCUACCCUGACACGUCACGGAGAUGGAAACAGUUCAAUGGCCGUGGUGGUUCAGCGCACGCAAGAUGACGGUGGUGAGACCGGAGGCCAAGAGGGAGAAAAUCUGCAGGCAUCCGCUAUCUCUCUGCUGGAGAAGGCACUGCACAGGCAAAUUAUCAAGCCAAAGGAAGCCAAUGAUAGCAGGAGAAGGCGGAGUGAUGCCAUGUAUUACUCGGACACAUGGGAGGAGUGCCGGGAACCCUUACGCAUUGCCGCUGUACUGACGGAGGAUGACUCUGUUUUCGUUAUUGGGGAUGGCCAGCGUUACAACGGCUUCUUGAACUGUCCUUUGGAAUCUCAAAAAUCUUAUAAAAUUGGCGUCCUUGCAAGAAACAGGCUUCUGGGUGAGACAAAGUACGACUGGCAGGAGAUACCAGGGGCGGUGCAGGCGAGGACGUAUAGGCAAUCGAACUCUCUCUUGGCCGUUCUGAUUCCUGUCCUGGUGGUUCUGUUGCUACUGGUCGCUGUGAUGGCCUUCGUUAUGUACCGGAACCCAAAACUGAUUCAGAAUUGGAAAUCUGUUUUAAUAAAAGAUCAGCAGGAAAGCAAUUUGGUUCCGAAAGACAGGAAAAUCGCUUUCCACGAUGUUUCGUCACUUCCAGACACGGCUCCGUUAUCUCAAGGGGAUGCUGUAUAUGAAAACAUCGACUUGCAAGACAUUUACGACAAUAACAGCCGUCGUGUUCCUCGCCUGGCGGUCGAGUCGUACCUCAAUCGAGUCAUCGGGUCGACUGAGGCAGCGGACGAGUUCAAAACCGUACUCGAAAACACCGGCAGGAAAAUGGACGUUGGCAGCCUACCUGAAAAUAAGAAGAAAAACCGUUACCGAAACAACUUGCCCUAUGACGACACAAGGGUGAAAUUGACGCUGAAGAAUGGUGUGCCGAAUUCAGAUUACAUCAAUGCCAAUCAUAUUAGGGGUUAUGGACAGAAAAUGCAUUACAUCGCUACCCAGGGUCCCAAGGCAGAAAACCUCGACACAGUAGGGGAUUUCUGGAGGAUGGUGUGGGAGCAAAAUGUAUCGGCCAUAAUCAUGGUUGCUAACUUCAUUGAAAACGGGAAGGCGAAAGUGGCAGAGUACCUACGCUUUGGCUCGAACGUCGAAACUGAAGAAAUGACAGUCAGUAUUGUGAGCAGGGAAAGUUUGCCCCAUUUCGUAUUGACAAGAAUUUGCCUGGUGACUCGCAACGGUCAGCAGCGAGAACUUUGGCAUUAUCAGUUUAUUAGCUGGCCUGACCAUGGCGUUCCAGGGGAGGCACUGUCUCUAGCUUCAAUGAUGAGACACUUCAGAGCCAGUCAGACACACGGCGUGGCGGUCGUGCACUGUUCGGCCGGCAUUGGGCGAACGGGGACGGUGCUGCUGGUGCUGCUCCUGCUCGACAGCCUGGACCUGGACGACUCCAUGGACCCCGUUGAGGCCCUGGCCCGCCUCAGGGACAGCAGGGCGCGUCUCGUCGAAUCGUUCACGCAGUACAGUCUCGCGCUACAGAUACUCGACGAAAUUUUGUUCGGCACCAGUACGAACGUGCAGUUGGCCAGCCUCCUCGAAGAGGCGCCACGCCUUCUACUCGAGUGUCCUAACCAGUACAGGAAGCUCAAGGCCCUUCCUUCAGCGCUCACGUACAGGGUAGCUGAACAACAAGAUGUCUCUGCCCUCACACGGAACCACGCAGCUUUUCCCUCGGACACCUGGAGGAUCUGCCUCACUGCCCAAGAUGGAGUCCACGAAUCGCAUUACAUCAACGCCAUCAGAGUGACCGGGCUUACCAACAAGGAGGCCUUCAUGAUCACUGAACACCCGUUAGCAUCGACAUCGGAGAGGUUCUGGCGCCUGGUGCUCGAGAGAUUCUGUCCCGUGGUGGUGUUUCUCAAUGAGUUCUCGGACAAGGACGAGUUCCCAGCAGUGUUGCCAGACCAGGAGGAGGAGUGGACCUUCGGGAAUUAUCGAGUUCAUACCCACUCUAUCCAACCUUAUUCCCAGGCUCUCUUACAAGCCCGCGUUACUAUUACCAACCCACAGAAUGAGACGUACAGCUUAGUCGUCUACCAAGUGAUAGGCUGGAAGUAUGGCCAGGAACUUCCCCCCUCCGUCGACGUCCCCAUCACCCUUGCCGACCUGCUCUUCCAGGUGCCGCGUGGCCCGUACUCGGGUCCUCCGCUCCUCUGCUGCGGCGAUGGUGUCACGGCGUGCGGACUGGUGGCAGCCGUCUCGUUGGUAUUGGAACGGGCUGUGAACCACCAGAGUGUCGACAUCUACCGGACCGCCGUGAUGUUGCUGAGAUGUCGCCCACAGUUCAUCACCUCUGUGGAUCAGUACGCGGCUCUGUACAAAUCUGCCUCACUGUAUUUGGAGAACUUUGCCACGUAUUCGAACAUUUCCUGAGGAUUUAGAUGUCUUACAAAGAGUUAAGAAGGAGGCAGAACAAGGAGGAGGAGGAUAAGAAGAAGAAGAAAAAAUAAUAAUGAUAAUAAGAAUAAGAAUAAGAAGGUGGAGGAGGAUAAGGAGAAGGAAAAGAAGAAAAAUAAAAAGAAGAACGAAUAGG